AUGGAUAAUGGAAAUGUUUUCCUACAUCAUUUAUUCUUGGUGGUCGGUCUAACAAUAGUAGCUGUAGAGAUCUUUGCUGCUUUUCUCGGGAACGGCUUUAUAGUUGCUGUGAACUUCUUUGACUGGCUGAAGAAAAAGCCUCUGAACCCCGUUGACCACCUCCUGGUUGUUCUGGCUCUCUCCAAUGCUGGAUUUUCAUGCAUUUAUGGAAACUUCAUCUUCUUUUACUUUACAUGGCCUCAGUUUUUUCUAGAAGAAUGCGCACUUCCCGUAAUCAUUACACUUAUGUUCUUUAUAACUCUCUCCAGUUCAUUUCUCAUCGCCUGGCUCUGUCUGUACUUCUGUUUUAAGAUUAUUCACUUUAAAUCCUCCUUCCUCGCUAAGGUGAAGAUGUCCAUCGAUUCUGCCGUGGUUUGGCUCAUUCUGAUCUCGGAGGUGAUAGCUUUCUUCUGCACUAUCCCGGUGAUAUGGUUCUUAGGUAGACCUCUUCCACAAAAUGUCACAUCUGUCCAAAUUGCCAGUGGAAUGUUAUCGUUUACAUUGGAUAACUUAUUUAUUUACUUUGUUGCUGGCCCCAUUAUGUUUUUAACAUCACUUAUCAUCAUAACCUCCUUAAUGUAUAUAAUCUGGUCACUGCGUAGACACACAUAUCGAAUGAAGAAAAUCCUUUCUCCAGAAGAUGAUUCAAUGCUAAAGACACAUCGAAGCGCGGCCAAAACAAUCCUGUCUCUUCUCCUGAUCUAUAUUCUGUUUUGUACUUCUCUGAUUAUGAACAGCAGUUUUCAACCCUCUGAUGAUGUUUUGAUUUAUUUCUGGUGGCUCACUUUGUGGCUGUUGCUGUCUGUUUCUCCCGCUUUUUCUGUUGUUCUUAUCUUUGGUAAUUCCAAACUUCGGUUAGCACUUCAAAAGGUAUGUUCUCUUAUAACAGGCUUAUUUCACAAAGAUUUAAUCCAAGGAUGA
Messenger RNA from Rana temporaria (common frog), 960 nucleotides. Its product is annotated as taste receptor type 2 member 41-like. Gene Ontology annotation, cellular component: membrane. Gene Ontology annotation, molecular function: bitter taste receptor activity; G protein-coupled receptor activity. Gene Ontology annotation, biological process: G protein-coupled receptor signaling pathway; sensory perception of taste; detection of chemical stimulus involved in sensory perception of bitter taste. Bases 1 to 960 code for a protein of 319 amino acids. NCBI's taxonomy places the organism in Eukaryota, Metazoa, Chordata, Amphibia, Anura, Ranidae. The transcript has a single exon. The record is from RefSeq and is a predicted model, not a curated record.